UCUGGUCCCAACAUCUGAUCCGGGACGGGCAAUUUGCACUAUGCCGCCUAGUCUGGAAGUCACGCAGGCACGGAACAAAACUCCUGUCUUCAAGCAACCCCUGGUUCAAAGGCGACUGGUGUUCGAUGAUGCUGUGGUAGAGCGGUCACCACAACGUACAAUCAGUAAUAACCACAAAGGCAAACGGGCUGUGAAGCCAAGAACUUAUGGCGAGGGACCACUACCUUUCAAGCCAUCGGAUACCGCUCCCAGGAAUGCCCGGAUAGUCGGUCGCGUUGCAGAACCUGGAAAGCAGCCGAUUUAUAGCUUGAAAGUCGGAGAUAUCCAAGUUGACGAUGUCUGCCUACAUGAUAUACUGGAGUACGUUUCACCUUACGAGCUGGAGCGAUACGAGCAUCAGCAGUUCGAGGAAGAACGCGAGGUCUUGAAUGCUUCGCUUGCUGCUGCCGCCGAAGAGGAGGAAAAGCGGAGGGAGCGCCAUAAGGGAAGAACUAAGCAGAAAGUUGUCCCCCAAUUUGAGGAGAUUGACAUUGACAUUGACGAAGCCGAUCACAAUGGAUCUGCAGGAGGUGCUGGUAGAGCCCGCCCUACUUACAAGCACUUGUUCCAACAGCUACAGAAACCUCGCCGUCGGCGCAAACGUGACCCCAUUACUAACGAACUGUUGCCUCUCAGUGACGAGGAAGUUCCUGAUAGUGGCGAUACUGGCAUGAAAAGUUCGGAAGAAGGACGACUUCCCUCUGUAUCUCGUGCUCCUGGGCCGGCAUUUAGCGAGCUUCAGAAGCGCAGACGUCGAAAGCGUGAUCCAAUCACCGGGGAACUUCUCCCACUAUCUCCUCUGCAAGAAUCGGUGCCGCAGGAAGUCCCAGAGCCGCGAAUUAGUCAAAGUCCUGCCCUGGCGAGACAAGCCAAGGAAUUUUUCACAGGGCUGCGAUCGGAAAAGCGUGGAAGGCGCAGACGGCAUCCCGUGACUCAAGAGCUUAUGCCUCUUGGCUGGAAGUACGAUCCUAGUGCAGAAAAUGAGUCGCAUGAUGGAAGACACGAUGGCAUGAGUCCUUCAAUAGAAAGAUUGAGCAUCUCUCACGAGCAGCAGCCAAAGCGAGUCAAGUUGGCAUCAGAGUAUUCUGCGGACGACAUAUCUCGAGAGUAUCGUUCCAUGAGCCCCUCGAGCAGAAAAUCUCUCUCAGGAAUACCGAAGCUCGACAACCAGCUAGUGGCCUCGACAAUAGAGGCAUUGGACGACGAUCGCGCUCAGGCACUACGGCCAGGCAUGUUGAAGUCGCCGCCCAAGACGUCGAUGCUGAACCCGACUGCGCAGAGCAGCUCCUCCGAGUCGUCGACAGAGCCGGUGACUUUAGCCUCAUUCUUGAAGUCGUCUGCCAUUCAACAGGAUCAAUCGGACUCUGAUGACUCCUGGAGCGACCGCCAGAAACCGAUUAUGAGAAAGACCAUGAUUGGAGGCAAGACCAGUAUCAUGAACCCUGUGGCUACUGAAAAGAGAGUGACAGACGACGACGACGACGACGACGAUGACGACAAUGGCAACGAUGACUCUGAUUUGGAAGAAGGAGAAUGGUUCGUCGAGGCCAUUGUUGGUCACACAUUGUCCGAUCCGAGAACACAUCCGGGCAAGCCUUCUGUCAUGUUGUACCAUACCAAAUGGGAGGGGCACCAAGAUCUGACCUGGGAGCCGGCAGAGAGCUUCUCUGAUCCGAGCACAAUUACCGAUUAUCGCAAGCGAGUCGGCUUGGACAGAGACAAGCAGGCCAGCAGGAGUCCAACGAUAGUGGUGCCCGUCGUUGCCUCUGGUAGCACCUCCCAGUCAGCGUUGGCAACCAAGGGAAGUACGGCCAGUACUACCAAACCUCCGACAGUGGGUUUCAGUGGCAACAAGCAGCAGAAGAUGAAUGUGGAAGAGGAGAUCAGUGAGAGUGAGGAUGAGGGAUGGGAGAUUGAGAAGAUCCUAGCUCACCAUAUGUCUGACCCCAGAACGCAUCCAGGCAAGCCACAGACGAUGCUAUAUCGUGUCAAAUGGGCGGGAUUUGAUGAGAGUCAGACGACGUGGGAGCCGAAGGAAAGCUUUCCAGACGUGGAUAUUCUCAAUGCGUAUCGUCGUCGGGUUGGUCUGAAGCCGGAGCCUCGACAAUGAUAACAAGACUACGCUUAGUACUUACCUAGGCAGUUCAGUGCUUACAACGAUAACCGUGAUAGGAUAUGACAGCAGUGAUUG
Messenger RNA from Sphaerulina musiva SO2202, 2230 nucleotides. RefSeq lists its product as uncharacterized. Lineage: Eukaryota; Fungi; Ascomycota; Dothideomycetes; Mycosphaerellales; Mycosphaerellaceae. The record is from RefSeq and is a predicted model, not a curated record. Gene Ontology annotation, cellular component: pericentric heterochromatin. The transcript has a single exon. Bases 41 to 2149 code for a protein of 702 amino acids. Gene Ontology annotation, molecular function: chromatin binding. Gene Ontology annotation, biological process: chromatin organization; negative regulation of transcription by RNA polymerase II.